AUGGCCGGGUCCCCACUGCCACCCCGCAGCCUCCAGACCCCAACAGCCACCACUCCGACACCAACCGGGGAGCUCUGCAGACCCAGCGGCGGGUCCGGGCUGCGGCGGUGCGGGGGUCCGGCGGGCAGGAGGGGAUCAGGGGCGGCCGGGGGCUCACGGCAGAGCGCCAGCGAGAGGGAGAAGCUGCGGAUGCGGCGGCUGGCGCAGGCCAUGCACCGGCUGCGGCACUACCUGCCGCCCGCGCUGGCGCCCGCCGGGCAGAGCCUCACCAAGAUCGAGACCCUGCGCCUCGCCACGCGCUACAUCGCCCACCUCUCGGCGCUGCUGGGCCUCAGCGAGGAGGUGCUGCUACUGCGCCGCGGGGCGGCCGCCCGCCGCUGCCCGCUCUGCCCCGGGGGCCUGGGCUGCUGCCAGCCCCCGCAGCCCCGGCCGCGCUCCCCAGCCCCGCAGGAGAAUUCGCCCCCCGGCUCGGAGGGUUGGGGGACCCCCCCAGAGCUGCGCGGGGCUCUGGAUGCGGGGACGGGGGCCUGGGGGUCGCUCUCCAACGGCCCCGUGUUGGAGACCCGUCCGCAGCUGCACGUGGUUCCUGACGUGGGGAUGGGGCUCUGGUCGUCACCGUCCUACAGCCCCACUGCGGGGACCCCCCCGGAGCUGCAUGGGACGCUGGGCUUUAUGUCACAGCCCUCACCAUCACCGCUGUGCAGCAUCAGAGCAGCGACCCUGAUGGAGCCCCCGCGGAGAUGCGCAGCAACCACAGGCACCAGGACAGGUCCCUCCUGCUGCACGGAGCCCGCAGCCCCCUCCCUGUAUCCUGGGAUGAGAGCAAAGGCCAUGGGACCUUCAGGACUCCACACAUGCGGCUCUCAGAUCGGCAGCCCCCUGGACCAGGACCUGUUCAUCUCCUCCGACGUCCACGGGACGCCUGUCCUGCCCGGCUGCAGCCCCGCACGGUGCUGGGGGUGGUGGAGCUGAUGC
Messenger RNA from Centrocercus urophasianus (Greater sage-grouse), 975 nucleotides. Its product is annotated as mesoderm posterior protein 2-like. The record is from RefSeq and is a predicted model, not a curated record. Gene Ontology annotation, biological process: regulation of transcription by RNA polymerase II; mesoderm formation; heart morphogenesis. Gene Ontology annotation, molecular function: protein dimerization activity; RNA polymerase II cis-regulatory region sequence-specific DNA binding; DNA-binding transcription factor activity, RNA polymerase II-specific. Lineage: Eukaryota; Metazoa; Chordata; Aves; Galliformes; Phasianidae. The transcript is spliced from 2 exons. Bases 1 to 972 code for a protein of 323 amino acids. Gene Ontology annotation, cellular component: nucleus.